Messenger RNA from Closterium sp. Naga37s-1, 810 nucleotides. The record is from the annotation of a GenBank genome assembly. Lineage: Eukaryota; Viridiplantae; Streptophyta; Zygnematophyceae; Desmidiales; Closteriaceae.
AUGGGGACGCGCAGCGUGGCGUUGUUUGCAUGCCGAGGAAUGGCGCACGGCGAUGCUCCUUCGGGAGGGACUUACGGGCGCACGGCGUGUCUCGCGGCGAAGGCGCGUCUCACGGGCCGCGAAGGCGCGUCUCACGGGCGAAGGCGUUCUGCGGGGUUGUGCGAGCGGGAUUGGGGCAGGGUGGCGGCGGAGGGGAAGGGUAGCCCCAGCCCGUACCUCUCCGCCCCCCCUCCCGCUCCACUGCCCCACCCGACAACGACUACAUCGACCUCCUUCUGCAACGACUACAACGCAGGAGGAGCAGGCAACACCGCAGCAACUACAGCGAGUAAGGGAGGUAAAGGAGAGCUAGCUCUCCCUCUCCUCUUCUCUGCGCAGCGUCAGAGGCGGGAGCUCGCGGGGACGGCGGCGAGCAACGGAGGUAACGGGGGGAGGUUCGCUCUUGCCUGCGCAGCGGAAGCGGGAGUGGGGACUCGCGAGGACGGCGGAGGUAACGGGGGGAGGGUUCUCCCUUGCCUGCGGAAGCGGGAGUGGGGACUCGCAGGGACGGCGGCGAGCAAUGGAGGUAACGGGGGGAGGUUCUCCCUUGCCUGCGCAGCGGAAGCGGGAGUGGGAGGGAGCUCGCGGCGACGCAUCUUCGGGGGCGUCUCACGGGCGCGCGGCGGGGCAUCGGAGCACGGCGCAGCGCGGCGCAUCGGAGCACGGCGCAGCGCGGCGCAUCGGAGCGCGGCGCAUCGGAUGUUUCAAGAACUCAAGCAAGACAAGAAGCGUCGGGGUUGUGCGAGCAGGGCGGCGGAGGGGGAAGGGUAG